This is a messenger RNA of Lactuca sativa (garden lettuce), 1648 nucleotides long. RefSeq lists its product as uncharacterized. NCBI's taxonomy places the organism in Eukaryota, Viridiplantae, Streptophyta, Magnoliopsida, Asterales, Asteraceae. Gene Ontology annotation, molecular function: histone methyltransferase activity; double-stranded DNA binding. The record is from RefSeq and is a predicted model, not a curated record.
UCCCACGUAUUCUCUAAUUUUUUAAUUUAGCAAAAUAAAUACAAAGAUACCCCGACUUUCAAAACUUGCAACCCACACUCUCCCUCUCCCCCGCAUCCUACUCCUCGAAAUAUAAACCGUUUGCUCUGGUGUUUCCCCCCAACGAUUCAAAUUUCUUACGAACUUAGCCUCAAACUGAAGCUUCAGACUAGAAAAUGGCGAUAUCUCGGCAUGUCAUAUCUUCAAAACAGCCAUUAGAUGAUGGUGAUGACUGUAAACUUGAGGAAUUCAGAAAACCUAAAACAGUGAUGCGGAAGUAUCCGCCUCCAAAGAUCAGAAUCGGAGUAGAAGCAGUCCGUGAUUUCCCUCCUGGUUGUGGAAUCUUGCAGGAUUCUCUUGUGAGCAAUGCAGACAGGAAGCCUUUGAAGAAAUUAGAUAUUGGGAAUGACAAUAUUGUGAACUCUCAGCCUUUUGAAGAUAAGAAACUCGAUAGCAUUAAACAUGAAGGAUUAGGGUUCAAGAAACCUUCUUUUGGCACAAGGCAAUCUGGUAAAGUGGAUCAACCUCCUGUUUGUGGAAUCAUACAUGAAAGGAAGCCUUUGAAGAAGUUAGACAAUGUCGACUCAAAGUUGGUAGAGUGUCAUCCUUUGGAGAACAGCAAACUCAAAAGUUUCAAACCUAAAGAAACAGGGAUCAACAACCACUCUUUUGGAUCAAGGCCAAUUCAUAAAGUUCAAUAUUGGGAUCCAACUUCUUCAAAUGACGAUAAUGCCCAAAAAGCAAAAGACACCAACACUAUCGUAUCACGAAAUGAACAAAUUAGACGCGAAAAGAUUCGCGAGGCAAUGAUCUUGUUUGAUAAAGUUUACACUCAUUUACUCAAAGACAACGGAUCAAGACAAAAGGGUGAAAAGAUAACUCAUUGGAGAGUUCCCAAAGAGGCUGCAAAAAUGGUCAAACAAAAGCUAAAAUGGAUGAAUGCUGACAAGACAUUAGGUCAGAUCCGGGGUAUCCAGCCUGGCGACAUGUUCAAACUUAGGUCACAGCUUCAAAUGGUAGGUCUUCAUUGCCAACUACUUAAUGGUAUAGACUACACCAGCAUUGAUGGAAAGAAUCUUGCUAUAAGUAUAGUUGACUCUCAUCGUUACUCAAACCAAAGUCAAUCUUGUGAUGUGCUUACUUAUUGUGGUGAAGGUGGUGGGGCCGGGUUCUUAGGGUCUAAGCCACAGGUGGCACCUGAUGAUCAAAAACUUGAAAGGGGUAAUCUUGCUUUGAAGAACAGUAUGAUUAAGAAAAGUCCAGUUAGGGUGAUUAGGAAACUUGUUGGAGUUGGAAAGAAGAACAAUGAAGUGUUUGUGUAUGAUGGGUUGUAUACUGUGAAGCAUUGUAAACAUAAAAGAGGUUCAGAAGGGAAUAUGGUGUUCAUGUUUGAACUGCAUAGAAUGCCUGGUCAACCUCAAGUUCAUAAAAGGGUCAAUGCUAUACCAGGUUUCUCUCAGGAUCACGAGACGGCACCGGCUCGAUUGUACACACUAGAGAAAGAGUCAUGUUUUGAGGAUCCUGGUUUAUUAUGCAAGUGAAGAUGGAGUUACGUUUUGUAAUUCGAUUAUGAAUGAGAUUUUAAGCAAAGUAUUUUAAGAAUUAAACGACUGUUUUUAAAUGAAAAAUU